Molecule: messenger RNA, 1845 nt
Organism: Ochotona princeps (American pika)
Lineage: Eukaryota; Metazoa; Chordata; Mammalia; Lagomorpha; Ochotonidae
Gene: TAFA3
Product: TAFA chemokine like family member 3
Exons: 6
Coding region: 371-772 (133 amino acids)
Biological process (GO): negative regulation of microglial cell activation; positive regulation of microglial cell activation; regulation of neuroblast proliferation
Molecular function (GO): receptor ligand activity
Source: RefSeq, a predicted model, not a curated record
GGCGGCAGCUGCGCGCUCGCCGGCCGGCCAGCGGGGGCUUCGCAGAGGACCCGGCUGAGCUCUAAGGAGCUGGCGGGGACGGCCCGGAGCUGACGUCUGAGACCCGCCGUCUGGGACCAGCCGCUCGCUCAGGAGGGGUCGGGGCUCCCCCGGGGCCGGCGGCUCCCAGCUGGAGUCUGCCGGUCGGACUCCAGGUCCCAGGCGCAGGGGCCAAGAGGACGUGGGUGCAGUGCAAGUUCUCCACCCCUCUGCAGAGGCUGGGGCUCUCUGUGUCUCUUGCAAUCUCUCAAAAAUCUUGCCUAUUUGUCCUGGUGCAGCGAGUCAUACGCCAGUAGAUGAACAGACAGAAGCAGAGCGAUCCCAGAAGAGGAUGAGCAAGAGAACAGUGUGGAAAUGGAGCCCUGGCAGCUGGCUGCUGGCACUGUGCCUGGCCUGGCUGUGGACCUGCCUGGCCCUGGCUUCCUUGCAACCUACAACUACCACAGUCCCCGUGGAGCAGGGAACCUGCGAGGUGAUUGCUGCCCGCCGCUGCUGCAACCAGAACCGCAUCGAGGAGCGCUCACAGACUGUCAAGUGCUCUUGCUUGUCUGGCCAGGUGGCUGGCACAACACGGGCUAAACCCUCCUGUGUGGAUGCGUCCAUCGUCCUGCAGAGGUGGUGGUGUCACAUGGAGCCCUGCCUGCCAGGAGAGGAGUGCAAGGUGCUCCCUGACCUGUCGGGGUGGAGCUGUAGCAGUGGACACAAAGUGAAAACCACCAAGGUCACACGAUAGCCUUUGGGGGUUCCAGCCUGGGUGGGACAGGCUUGAUGGAGCCAUAACCUGAAGAAUGGUAUCCAGAGAUGAGCCAGGCCAGCAGACGUGGGCAUGAACUCUAUCAGGGCAUUCUCCUGUGCCAUGAGCAGAGGGUUGGUCGUCCCAGGAACAUUUCAGUGAAGCUUGCCAGCAGAUAUGGGUGGCGCUCCAACCAUGCACCUGGUGCUGAGUGCUCCAGGGACACAGAAUAAGGUCAAGGCAUAAACUCCUGCCCUCUGGUUUAGCUCAUUUGGUUUAAAGUGUAUGGUGCCAUGUAGCUGCUGGAGCUACAUGCUGUGGGGGCAUGGUGGAAACUUGGGGUUGAAACUCCCAUAGUUCUUCAGUUAAUCCCUGGCCACAGGACAUAAAGGCAGGAGGUCCCAUUCUUCACCCACCCAUUUCUUCCUUCACAUCAAUCCUGCAUCCCCAGCAAGCUACUAACAUGCUGAUUGAACACACUGCUGCCUUACUGCUGCCAGAACAGAAGCUUCUCAUUUGGAUGGACUGGAGGAAGCAAAGAUUGAAUGAAACAGCUUUUCCACAAGGCUUUGGUAGGGCCAGGACGUGGCUUGGGCCAUCCAUGGGGUAUGGAAUGGAUAGAUCUCACAGUCUCCACCAUCCAAACCCCUGAGAUUUGGGCUUGCUUUGCUUGUUUAGCAAAUGGAGAAACCUAGUCCCAGGGAGGUGGGGUUACCUAACUAAGGUCUCACAGCCUGAGUUCCUAAGUCCCCAGGAAUACCCACUCUCCACUGGCCCAGGUGCUGGGAUUUCAAGAAAAUAAAGAUCUAUUUUAUUUAUUUAUUUGUUUGAAAGACAGAUUUAGAGAGAGAGAGAGAGAGAGAAAGAAAGAAAAAGAGAAUCUCCCAUCUACUGAUUCACUCCUCAAAUGGCCACAAUGGCCAAAUUUGGAUUGGUUCGAAGCCAAGAACCUAGAGCCUCCCCUGGAUCUCACAGAUGGAUGCAGGGACCCAAGCACCCGGUUCAUCCUCCAGUGCUUUCCUAAGCUCAUUAGCAGGGAACUGGAUGGGGAGGGGAGCAGUCAAGACUAGAAC